Messenger RNA from Exophiala aquamarina CBS 119918, 2058 nucleotides. Its product is annotated as CNT family concentrative nucleoside transporter. Gene Ontology annotation, cellular component: membrane. NCBI's taxonomy places the organism in Eukaryota, Fungi, Ascomycota, Eurotiomycetes, Chaetothyriales, Herpotrichiellaceae. The transcript is spliced from 4 exons. Gene Ontology annotation, molecular function: symporter activity; nucleoside transmembrane transporter activity. The record is from RefSeq and is a predicted model, not a curated record. Gene Ontology annotation, biological process: nucleoside transmembrane transport. Bases 1 to 2058 code for a protein of 685 amino acids.
AUGGCCUCACAUCAGGACAACAUCGGCCCCAAGGACGUCCCUACCAAGGACGUCGUCACUGAGCCGUCUCACCCAGUCGACGGUCACGGAGAAACUGGUGAGCGCCGACACACUCACCACGACAUCCCAGACCAUGGCCACAACUUGUCCAUGCAGAAGAGCGUAGACGAGAACCCUGACCUCGCCCUACACUACUCUCACGAGCAUCAGCAUAAGCACUUGCACCACAAUCGUGCUUCGCUCGUUGGCCGACAUGAUGAAGUGCUCUACUCUGAAGGCACUACCUACGACAAACCCCAUAUUGACAGCAAAGGCCCGCAAGAUUAUGUUCACCAUCAACUCCGUGACCCCCACAAUGAGAAAUCAGAGUUUCAUGGGGAUGCUGAAAAGGGCGCUCUGGAAGAGCCGACUAGGUUGGAGUCCAGUGGUUCGGAAGAUGACGGACAGAAACAUCGUAUCUCUAGGAAUUACUCCAAGUACAAGAUCUUCGUCCACUUGUUUAUUUGGCUGUUGUUCACUGGAUGGUGGAUUGCGGGUCUGGUUAUGCACCGAUACGACUUGGGAUGGCUGAUCCCGUUCCUCCUGUACCUUGCCAUCACACUGAGGAUUAUCUUCCUCUGGGUACCCAUUACGAUCAUCACGAAGCCAAUGCACUUUGUAUGGAAUAACACGGUGGUGAAAGGGGUGUCCUUCAUUCCCGAGAAAUUCCGCAUCUGGCUCGCUGCAGCCGGUGCCAUUGCUGUAAUCCUUCUAGGCGCCUUUGUGUCCGAAGAAUCCGCAGAUAACACUCGAGGAAAUCGGGCCAUUUCUCUUCUUGGAUUGGCAGUCCUACUCGUUGUCCUCUAUGCCACCUCGCGAGACCGUCGCAGGAUUCGCUGGCACACAGUUAUUGGUGGCAUGCUGACGCAGUUCGUCAUUGCCGUCUUCGUUCUCCGAACGAAGGCAGGAUACGAUAUCUUCAACUUCAUCUCUUUCUUGGCCCGUUCUCUCCUCGGAUUUGCCGACCAAGGUACAGCAUUCUUGACCGCCGACUCUGUCACUCAAUUGCACUGGUUUUUGACUGGCGUGGUACCUCCCAUCAUCUUCUUCGUGGCUCUGGUCCAGGUCUUGUACUAUAUCGGAGUCAUCCAGUGGUUCAUUGGCAAGUUCGCAGUUUUCUUCUUCUGGAGCUUGCGAGUCUCUGGUGCAGAAGCCGUUGUUGCUGCCGCAUCUCCUUUCAUUGGUCAGGGUGAAUCUGCCAUGUUGAUUCGACCUUUCGUGGCUCACUUGACUCUUGCUGAAAUCCACCAAGUCAUGUGCUCUGGGUUUGCCACCAUUGCCGGCUCUGUUUUGGUGGCAUACAUUGGCUUGGGUCUCAACCCUCAAGCCCUGGUGUCUUCAUGUAUUAUGUCCAUCCCAGCCUCAUUGGCUGUGUCCAAGAUGAGAUAUCCAGAGACAGAAGAAACCAUCACUUCCGGACGUGUUGUCAUCCCCGACGAUGAUGAACACCGCGCGACCAAUGCCCUCCACGCUUUUGCCAAUGGCGCUUGGCUCGGUAUCAAGAUCGCCGGUAUGAUUGUGGCAACACUUCUCUGCAUUAUUGCGUUGAUCGGCCUUAUCAAUGGACUCCUUGGCUGGUGGGGAAGAUAUAUCAACAUCACCAAGGAUGGCGAGGCCUAUCUUACUCUCCAAUUGAUCCUUGGAUACAUCUGUUAUCCAGUUGCGUUCCUGCUUGGCGUUCCAAGACCCGAUCUGCAGCGUGUUGGUGAACUCAUCGGUGUCAAGGUCAUUGCCAAUGAGUUUGUUGCCUACCUAUCCCUCACCACAGAGGAACAAUACAUCAAUAUGAGCCCACGUUCCAAGCUCAUUGCCACCUAUGCACUAUGCGGUUUCGGCAAUCUUGGUUCCCUUGGCACUCAAAUUGGUGUGCUAUCUCAAAUCGCACCUUCGCGGUCUGGUGACGUUUCACGCGUUGCCCUUUCUGCUUUAUUUUCGGGUGUCCUUGCGACCCUUACUUCAGCUUCAAUUGCCGGCAUGCUGGUCACUGACCAGGUUACCUUGGUCAAUGAGUCAAGCUAA